UUUGUCAACAGCCAAUGAAUACAAAGAAGAAGAAAAAGAAUCAGCAGAAUAUCGUCAAGCAUAGGAACUCGGCUGGAGCCACUUCCAUCAUGUCAGGAUAGAAAAGCAAACAAACAGCAGACAAAGCUCGGUCGAACCAUCCUUUUCCGAAACGGAGUCUUUACGAUGGAAGGCGAGGAGGAGAGGGGUGUUGUUCGUGUCAAAGUCAAGAAAUGUGAUGGGGCACUUCCUGUGGAGUUUCGCUCCUUUGCUGUUGAUCCCCAGAUAACAUCGCUGGAGGUUUUGCAGCACAUACUUAUCAGAGCCUUUGAUUUGAAUGGGAAGAGAAAUUUCAGCGUUGGUUACCUGUCUCGCGAUCGCAGCGGGGCUGAAAUGUAUAUGUCUCUGGUCUCUGACUGGGAUUUGGAUGUUGCGUUUGUCAGUGCAGCCAGACCAUUUCUGCAGCUCAAGAUGGAUAUAAAACCUUCUGAGGACAGCCCUGUUUUGGAAGACUGGGACAUCAUAAGCCCCAAAGACGUGAUUGGCUCUGAGCAGCUUCUCACAGAGAAGACUAGAUCCUUGGCAUCUGCAGCUCUUCCCUUCACCCAGUCUCUACUGUCCCAGGUGGGCCGGACCCUGUCGAAGGUCCAGCAGGCCUUCAGCUGGUCUUAUGGGGAGGAGAUCAAGCCUUUCAAGCCCCCUCUAAGUGACGCUGAGUUUCACAGUUACCUUAACGGACAGGGACAGUUGACCCGGCCUGAGGAACUCAGACUGCGAAUCUACCAUGGGGGUGUGGAGCCGUCGCUGCGGAAGGUGGUUUGGCGUUACCUCCUGAAUGUCUAUCCAGAUGGACUUAGCGGACAGGAGAGAAUGGACUACAUGAAGAGGAAGACGAGAGAGUAUGACCAGCUAAAGAGAGAGUGGACAACCCGGGUUAGUCAUGAGGACCUUGAAUUUAUCCGUGGAAAUGUUCUCAAAGACGUCCUGAGGACGGAUCGAGCUCAUCCAUACUAUGCAGGCUCUGAGGAUAGUCCCCAUUUGACUGCCCUCACAGAUCUACUCACCACAUUUGCCAUCACUCAUCCACAGAUCUCUUACUGUCAAGGCAUGAGUGACAUUGCCUCCCCAAUACUUGCAGUAAUGGACAACGAGGCACACGCCUUCAUUUGCUUUUGUGGCAUCAUGAAACGCUUAGAAGGAAACUUCCGGCCAGACGGGCAGCUCAUGUCUGUUAAGUUCCAGCAUCUGAAGCUCCUCCUGCAGUACUCCGAUCCUGAAUUCUACUCUUACCUAGUGUCCCGAGGAGCUGACGACCUCUUCUUCUGCUACCGUUGGCUUCUUCUGGAGCUUAAACGAGAGUUUGCGUUUGAUGAUGCUCUAAGGAUGCUGGAAGUUACUUGGAGCUCUCUGCCCCCAGAUCCUCCUGAAACUGAAGUGGAGCUUCUGGGGCCACCUCUGGAAGCCGACGAAACAAUGUUCAGCAACUUUGAGGACAAGACGGUUGAGGACUACUUUCAAGAUAAGGAACAAAAAGAGAAGCAGCGUCGACGGCACAUGCUGCGACCUUCAAGAGAAGAAGCAGACAUGAACAUAAAUGCCAUCGCUGAUGAAAUGGACAGGCAAAGCGUGAGCUCGGACAAAGCAAAUGUGGGUGACGAGUGUGAUAUCCCUCAGGUAACCAUGGCAAAGACAGAUUUGAAAGGUGCUCCCUUCGAGAGGCAGACUAGUUUUGGGGAGUUUAAAUAUUAUACUGCCCGAAAUGAAGACAGCUUUGAUAUGGAGGAGGUUGAACAGCAUCCUCCAUGUCAACAGGGUGCAGUGGUUUCAGAGUCGAUAACGAGCAUCCCGAGGCGCCAAUCCACAACUGACACUGAGGAGGACACGGGAGAGCAAACACCACUGUUUAAAAAUUUUGAUAAUGAUGUUUCUCCACCUCUUUUCCCAAGCAGCCAACCCGUCUGGAAAACUGGCUCCUCUGUCUCUCCCAUGUCUUCAGUGUCACCAUCGAGUUGGCCUGGUGUUUCUCCAGACUCUCCUCCAAAGUCCACAUCACCAUACGUGAGCAACGAAAGUGAGGCCUUACCAAGAGCUGGCCUAAACGUGUCAGCUUCUUCUACUCAGUUGCCCAGCAGUACACGCAUCAGUUCACCCACAACCCCCACUGCACGGACAUCCGUCAGCUCUCUUUCUACUGCUCAAAACAGAUCCCUGCUGUCUUCACCCAUUUUGUCCUUUGGAAGAGGAACAUCUUUGUCUGGUUCCAGGUUGUACUCAAACAGUCUCCUCUCACCUGGCAACAAAUCCCCCAGCAGCGCUGCUAAUACGCCCAGUUCUCUAAAAGCCGAGACCACUGGCAUCAAGCCGUGCUCCUUGCCACCUCCUCAAGAGUUUGGUAAAGGCAACCCGUUCAUGCUGUUCCUGUGCUUGUCCAUCCUGUUGGAGCACAGAGACCAUAUCAUCAAGAACAGUUUGGAUUACAAUGAGCUAGCCAUGCACUUUGAUCGCCUUGUGCGACGCCACAACCUGAGCAGAGUGCUGCAAAGAGCCAAGGCCCUGUUUGCAGAGUACUUGCAAAGUGAGGUGUGGGACUCAGAAGAAGGGGAUGAGGUUAGCUCAGACUCUCCAACAACAGCUACUGCUACUCAGCACUCCCCUUCUUCAGCCAUCUCUGCUAAGCCCAUUUACAGCCCUUUAGCAUCUCCACAGUUGUCAUCUCCAAACUCAACCUAUAAUUUGGCAAACACCAUUCCUUCUCUGAUAGCUCAAAAUUCCUUUUCCACCAGUUCCUGAUUCUGUUGUACAUCACUGGCCUCCUUUUCCGGACUGCUUAGUGGAUUCAGCUCUUUCAAUUCUGUCUCUAAUUAAAUACAUAUAUUCCUUAAGGUCAGUGUAAUAUUUUUCAUUUUUCUUGCUUGUUCUCUGGAAGUCGGGAUAAAGAACCUAAGAAGCCUUUUUUCCAUUGGGGUUGCUGAUUCUUGAAGCUCAGUAAUUUGGGGAUCUGAUAUUUGACCCUGAGCCUGUCUGAAUCAUACACUUGGUGCAUUUAACCCGUGUUGCCACUUUUAUCAUGUUUGUUUACAAUCUGAUUUCCUCUCCAGGAAGCCAUGGAAGUAUGUUAAUUAAAACACGGGAGUUCAAUUAUUUAAAAACAUAAUGGGAUGGUGGUUUCUUGAACUCAUGAGUCAAGUCUUUGCUUUCACUCAUCCCGAGUGCACGAACCACUGAAUAAUUGCAGAAUUUGUAUGUUUUGUUUUGUUUUUUGUUUGUUUGUUUGUUUGCUUGUUUAUUGUGUUUUUUUAAAAAAAUAACCUCAAGUGUGACUUGUUACUCAUAAAAUAACAUGCUCGAUAGGGAUGUGACCCUGUGACCCCAAUAAUUUAAUCCGAUAAUCUAAAUUCUUUUAGUUUGGAUAUUUUAAAUAAGUGUGUGUGUGAACAAGGAGCCACUCGCUGACUAUUUAGUUGGCAUGUUGUUUCAUUUCUUUGUAUCUUCAAAGCAAACAUGCAGAAAGGCAUUUGCAGUGACAUUCACUGUGCUCGGGAGCACAUGGUACACCAUCCAGGACUCAUUUCUGCCUGAAAUUGCUUCCUGUUGAAAGUAGGUUGUCCUCUAAAACACUCACUUGAGGCAACUAGUUGUGAACUGGUGCCAUACAAAUAAUAUUGAAUUGAAAACAUACUUGGCAAUAUUUGACACAUAACACGACCAUAGCUGCAUACUUAUUGGCCAGUAGUUCCUCAUAGAGUAGCUAUGGUCCAGAUGAACUGGUUUACUUAUUACAAACAUAUAGCUGCUGCGUAUGGUCCAGUCUCUGCUCUUUAGACGUUUUCCAGUCAAUUUCUAGUUCUUUCUAAUUCAUCUUGGAGUUGUAAGACUAGCUCACCAUAACCACAACCUACCCUAUACUGGAGCAGACAGUAUGAAGGCGUAGGUUCUGAUGUUGAAACUGAGAUGGGGCCGCUGUCUCUGAUCCAACCUCUGCUAAGCCGCUGUUAAAACAAACAGCUGUGACGUCUCUUUAAAACAUGUUAGCCCAGGACAAAAACUGGCUGCCAUGCUGUGAACAUCAGUGUGGUUUCAGUCUACUUUGUACAAAUGCCUUUUUAUUAAGAGACCUUGUGCUGGGGUCACAAAUUAAAACUACAUCAGUAGUAAAGUAAGUACUGCACACUGUAAAUGUAUUUAUUGAGUAAUGUUUAAUUUUAGCACUUUGCUCAUUGCUCUUUUCCAAAGACAGUGUUUUAUGAAUGUACAGCUCGCAUCUUCUUUUGUCCUUUUUGGAGGGAAACUAAGAUCUCACAGAGUGAACGCGACUAACAGCAAUCAAUCAAAAAGCAGCUGAAAGCUGUCAGGACACGCCCAGGAGGAUUGGCCCUAUUUUGUUGUUUUGGUUUUUUUUGAGUUGAUUCACAGAUUUAUUGAUCACAUUAGAUAUGUGCCUGUGAAAUCAAAGCUUGCAUUGUGCUAGCUCUGAUAUAAACUCCACUUUAACAAAGCUUACAUUCAUCAUUUUCUGUUAUUGUUUGUGUCAAAGCAGUUAUGCUCAUGCUGUGGUUAUAAAAGGUGGUGAUGAUAUUCUGGUCUUAUUUUUUACCAGCUCAACAUAGGUGAAGGGAAGCAAAAUACAUAUUUAUGUUUUAGGCCAUGACACUGUCAAUAAGCUGGGCAGCUGGAGAAAUGCUUACUCUGGAUGGGUUUUGGCCCCGGUCACAUGAAUCCAUCCUUAGACCACAUGCUCGACGUUCCAGACCUCAGCUCAGUUGUGUGCCAUCUGUUAGGGAUAUGAAGGCACAACUACAAAUUUUGGGAGUAGAUCUUAAAACAUUCUUCUUCUUAGCAUGGUUUACCUGACCUAUUCUUACUUUUUAAGGGAUAGGUAUUCUGCAAACACAGUACUCAUGCAAAAGUAACGCUUAUUUGAGAAUUACCUUCUGAGGACUGUUUCUGUUUAAACAGAAUUUGAAGUGACUGAUAUCGUUGGAGAAGCUCGUAUGGUUCUGAUUCUGGGGUUCUGUUUUGCCUCCUUUUGUAUGUCAGUAUUUAAUAUCAAAAUAAACCAAUCUGAAGUAACUGUACUCACUGGACUGUGAGCUAGCAAUAUGUACAUUUAUUUAAAAAGAUUUAUCUCAAGUUAUCUAUGUAAACAAAAGUUAAAACACAAUGUUACUGAUUGUAUAUUGGACACAAAUAAAUAUUCAGUGCAGCUGA
Molecule: messenger RNA, 5187 nt
Organism: Maylandia zebra (zebra mbuna)
Lineage: Eukaryota; Metazoa; Chordata; Actinopteri; Cichliformes; Cichlidae
Gene: tbc1d25
Product: TBC1 domain family, member 25
Biological process (GO): regulation of autophagosome maturation; activation of GTPase activity
Cellular component (GO): autophagosome
Molecular function (GO): GTPase activator activity
Source: RefSeq, a predicted model, not a curated record